Molecule: messenger RNA, 1155 nt
Organism: Dioscorea cayenensis subsp. rotundata (Guinea yam)
Lineage: Eukaryota; Viridiplantae; Streptophyta; Magnoliopsida; Dioscoreales; Dioscoreaceae
Product: haloacid dehalogenase-like hydrolase domain-containing protein 3
Exons: 8
Coding region: 29-802 (257 amino acids)
Source: RefSeq, a predicted model, not a curated record
CGGACGUCGUCGUCCCAUUCGCUCUGGAAUGGAAGCUCUUUGGACGAUGCGAUGCUGGCCGGCGGCGAGGCCCCCUCUCCGUCUUCUCCGCGGCGGAGGUACGUUUUCCCGGCGAUCGUCGGUGGCAAUCCAUGGCGGAUUGACUAGAAAGAGGGCAUACGAUGGGCUGCUGGUGGACGCUGGCGGGACUCUGCUGCAGCUCUCGCGGCCCGUCGAGGAAACCUAUGCAUCGAUUGGAAGGAAAUACGGGUUGAAGGCAACGGAGAGUGAGAUAAAGCAGGGGUUUAGGAGGGCAUUCGCUGCCUCAUGGCCUGAAAAGCUCCGUUACCAGGGUGAUGGACGGCCUUUUUGGAGACUUAUAGUAUCAGAAGCAACAGGUUGCAACAAAAAUGACUAUUUUGAAGAACUAUAUGAGCAUUUUGCAAAGGGUGAUGCAUGGCGGCUACCAGCUGGUGCUUACAGAUCACUGUGCCUUCUGAAGGAUGCUGGAGUUAAGUUGGCAGUUGUGUCAAAUUUUGAUACCCGCUUACAAAAGCUACUUAAGGACCUAAAUGUUGCACAUCUGUUUGAUGCCGUAAUUGUGUCUUCAGAGAUUGGAUAUGAGAAGCCGGCCCCAGAAAUCUUCAAAGCUGCUCUAGAUCAAAUAGGCGUGGAGGCCGCUAAAGCAGUUCAUGUUGGAGAUGAUGAGAGGGCUGAUAAGAAUGGUGCUAAUGCUAUUGGAAUUGAUUGUUGGCUUUGGGGAUCUGAUGUGAAAACAUUUGCCAAUGUAUGUGAAAGAAUACUCAUAGAUGAUUCGAAGUGAAGAUAAAUCAACCUUAAAUCUACACUGUCCCAUCUUAUUUAAGGCACUGCCUGAAGAACUCCAAAAAUCGCUGACAUUGUUUGCAAGUGAACCAUGAAUUCCAUUCAAAGUUACAGAUUUCCUGCUAAACUUUUGUAUGCGCACUCAUUCAUUUUUUUUAAUACAACUGAAUUUUCUUGUUGUGAGAAAUGUAAGAAGAGAUUGGUCGGUUUAGCUUUCACAUUAUAAAAAUUAUAAAAUGUUUGAGCAGGAUGUAUUGUAACAUUUGAAAUGCUUGUAAAAUAAAUAAAUAAAUAAACAAACCAAGAAAAGGGCACGGGCACACACAAAAUUUGUUCCCAACCCGUCUGAAA